AUGGUCACAGAAAAUGAUGGGAUAGUUGUCUGUGACUUCGAGUACUCCUGUAAUGGGAACCGUGGCUACGAUUUCGGCACUAAAUUUGCUGAAUGGGGCCGAGAAUUGAGUGAUAUGAUGAAAUUGUUUGAUUUUCCCGAUGACUUGGUAUUUAAGCCAUUUAUAAAUGAAUACAUCAAAGAGUCUACAAAAUUAUUGGGAAAGGCAUUCAGCUCAGACAAGAGAAACACAUUCGACCACAUCUUAAAAGAGGGCAAAAUAUUUACAUUGGUUUCCAAUAUGUUCAUGGUCUUAUUAUCACUUAAGAACAACGAUUCAUUUGUCAAAGACGUCCCGUUUGAUAAAAAGGAGCAAAUGCCCUAUAGUGACCUCAUGUAUAAGAACUACUAUUAUCUCAAAGAUAGGUUUAUUGCGGACAAA
This is a messenger RNA of Oppiella nova, 420 nucleotides long. NCBI's taxonomy places the organism in Eukaryota, Metazoa, Arthropoda, Arachnida, Sarcoptiformes, Oppiidae. The record is from the annotation of a GenBank genome assembly.